AUGACUAGAACCUUAAGCAUCGCCAUUAAAGAAAAUAUUUAUCAACACUUAAAACAAAAAAUUGGCUAUGGAAAAAUCAGUUCUUUUGUUAACCGAGCAGUAGAAAAAGAGUUAAAAGGACUAAUUAACGAGCAAAAAAGAGAAAAAGAACAAUUAAGAAAAAGGUCAAUUGCUGCUUAUCAACGACAAGCCAAAAAUAAAAAUCUCCAAAAGGAAUUAGCAAUCUUAGAAGAGGCAUCAGUAAAAGAUAUAGCAAAAAAGUUAAUCAAAGAUGAUCGUAAGCCUAUCCGACCAGUUCUAGUAAUUAUCUAUAUUGAAAACACUCAUGAAACAGGUUUAGAUUAUCCGAGUAAAAUUCAACUUAAUUAUCCUUUUACUGUUGAUAAAGAACGUUUUAAAAAGCAUUUAGGAGUUGCUGGCAAAGAAAUCAUGGAGCAAGCUAAAAUGGCUUGA
Entrophospora sp. SA101 is the source of this 453-nucleotide messenger RNA. The record is from the annotation of a GenBank genome assembly. NCBI's taxonomy places the organism in Eukaryota, Fungi, Glomeromycota, Glomeromycetes, Entrophosporales, Entrophosporaceae.